Magallana angulata is the source of this 2746-nucleotide messenger RNA. RefSeq lists its product as uncharacterized. Lineage: Eukaryota; Metazoa; Mollusca; Bivalvia; Ostreida; Ostreidae. Gene Ontology annotation, molecular function: peptide receptor activity; guanylate cyclase activity. Gene Ontology annotation, biological process: receptor guanylyl cyclase signaling pathway; intracellular signal transduction; cGMP biosynthetic process. The coding region runs from base 135 to 2360 and encodes 741 amino acids. The record is from RefSeq and is a predicted model, not a curated record. The transcript has 9 exons.
UACUGCGCAUUGUUUUGUUCACGGUUCACGGGUUAAGCUUCCUCGGGGAUGUGGACUGGACAAUUUACACUGCAAUGUCGGAUUCUUUUUAAGAAAUGCUGAUUAAUUGCUGAGGACUUAACACUAAUUCCACAAUGUACAGGAUUAUCGACAAGAUCAAAGCGAACCGGACCCAUGAGAAGCAGAUGACAUUGCCCGGCGACGUGAAGUCGCUGACCAGUUCCAUCAACAUAGGGGAGGUGCUGGAGGUCACCCAGCCGUCCAUCAUAGGACGAGGAAUAUGCCGCGAUGAACCACUGACUGACUCCGGUAAAAAGCUUCAGCUUAUAAAGAUGCUGUGUCUCACCGUUCUCCCUAUCCUGGGACUGUGGGCCUACACUGUGUAUACCCUAGCAGACAUUAUUGAGGCCAAAAACGAAAACGAAUCGACACGAAGCGCUCUUGAGUUCAGCGUUGAGCUUGGUAAACUGGUCCACCAUUUACAGAAGGAACGUGACAUGAGUGUGUUAUAUCUCAGCGCUCUUGGACCACAGACAAGAACGUUCUUGCUAGCAGAGUACAUCGAAACUGACCAGGCUAUCAGCAAGCUCUCAAGAUGGCCCGGAAACCUGGACGAAUUAGAACGAGAAAAAUUUGACACUCGCGAAAAUUUACAGCAGUAUCUUUCGCGGCGGCGCCAGGUUCUGAGCCCCACCCGGUACAGCCUACAGGACGAGAUAGAGUUCUACUCCAGUAUAAUAGAGGUGGUUAUCAUAUGGAUGUACAACUCAAUCAAUGAGUCCAAAUUCGCUCUGGUCUGGAAGACGUUAGUAGCUUACCAGAAACUGACCAGCGCUAAAGAGGCGGUGGGGGUAGAACGGGCCCUAGGAACCGUGUACUACGCUAACGGAGGGUUCGAGAACCACGCUUAUUUCGAGAUGUAUAAUAACAGAGUGCACAACUUUCGAGCGUAUUAUAAAACGGCGAGGAGGUAUUCCAAACGAGUGGUGGACCUAUACACGGUGAACGUGGCCUCGGCCGGCAACAACGUGACUGAGAUCAUCGACAGCUACAGGUUCGAGAUCCAGCAACACGUCCAGGGGAUCAACAACACACAGGCCAACCUAGCCAAGGCCCGCUGGUGGUUCGAUAACAUGACCCUGUACCUGGAUACCCUACUGGACAUCCAACAGGACCUGGGUAACGAGAUUCUGUUUGUUCUGGACAGCGUGCUGGAGAACGCCACCAGAGACCUGGCUGUCAGCGCCAUCUUUUUGGUGGUGGUCAUUCUGAUGUGUCCGCUCAUUAUCUUUGUGACAGAGAACCUGACCAGUGUUAUUCAGAAAUACGCCUUAACCCUCGUUGAUAAAACAAAGGAAUUAAGUUUAGAGAAAAAAGUGACAGACUCGUUGUUAUAUCAGAUGGUCCCUAAGCAAGUUGCCGACAAACUGAAGAAAAGCGUUCACAUUGAUGCCGAAUACUUCAAGUCUGUGACCAUUUUCUUCUCCGACAUAUGCGGCUUUGCCACCAUUUCUACCACCUCUUCUCCAAUGGACAUAGUUCAACUUCUGAACACGAUAUACGUGACGAUCGACGAUUUACUUGAUGACUACGACGUCUAUAAGGUGGAGACAAUCAACGACUGUUACAUGGUGGCCUCGGGUUUGCCAAAUCGGAACAAAGACAAACAUGCCGGAGAAAUCGCGACAUUUGCUUUGGAUCUCUUGGCCCUGAUGAAGCACAAACAGUUUACAAUUCUUGGAGACAGAAGGAUAGAACUCAGAAUUGGCGUCAACUCUGGUCCUUGUAUGGCUGGUAUAGUGGGCUCCAUUCUCCCUCGGUACUGUCUGUUCGGCGACACUGUCAACACGGCAUCUCGAAUGAAGUCCAUCAGUUUACCCAACAGGAUAAACAUCAGUCAGUCUACCUACACAGCUCUCCACAAAAUCGGCGGAUUCGUCGUCAGGAAGCGCGGGACAGUCCUUGUCAAGGGCAAGGGAGAGAUGGUCACUUACUGGCUAAUCGGGAAGAAAAAGUCAGAGGAAGGUGGCUCCUUCCAUCUCACCGACUCGGAAUCUGUCGAUGAGGUCGAUGUUCCGCGAGAGGAACUGCCAGGGGAAAUCACCCAGUUCACCGAUCCGCACUUGCGCUCUGCCCUUUCUCUACCACUUCCGGGUCGCCACGCUGCAGUGACAAUGACAUACUCUCAACAACAUGGAAGCACCCCAAACGAGACAUCCGGAAAAACCGAGGAGAAACCGGAGAAGGAAAAGACGGGCCUCCGGGCGCUAAUUUCAGAAAAACUUGACAAAGUUGCGCGUGUUCUGCCAAAUACAUUCCAACUGACGGAGGAAAACGGGGAAAAAGAAGAGGACAAAUAACGGUGAUCGGAUAAAAAUAUGAGGACUUGUAAAAACGCUUUAUAUGAGUUGUUGGACUGUUACACUGUUAUUUUGGGAUGUUUAUGAAAUCAUUUGAUUUUAAAUAAUUAUUACGCUUGAUGUUAUGCUAAUCAAGACCCCUUUGCGAGAUUUUUACCUGUUCAUUGUUAAUAAAGAUGUAAGAGAGAAAUUGAUAGUAUGGUAAUUUAUGGUAUUUAGUUACAUAUUUGUUGAUAAAUGUUAUGCUUAUCUAGUGUUGUUCUAUAUAGAGUUCUUGUCUUUAUACCAGAUUUUUGUUAUGUCUCCUGAUUUUAAUUUCAAAAGUGUGAUUUUUGUGCUUGUACCUCACUAAGUAGGAUUUCUAAUAAAUUCUGGUAUUAUACCCA